Acipenser ruthenus (sterlet) is the source of this 3727-nucleotide messenger RNA. Its product is annotated as centrobin-like. Gene Ontology annotation, biological process: regulation of cilium assembly; mitotic cytokinetic process; centriole replication. Gene Ontology annotation, cellular component: centrosome; centriole. The record is from RefSeq and is a predicted model, not a curated record. Bases 861 to 3575 code for a protein of 904 amino acids. The transcript is spliced from 16 exons. Lineage: Eukaryota; Metazoa; Chordata; Actinopteri; Acipenseriformes; Acipenseridae.
GUUCCAGCCCUGUUUUAAAUGGUUUAAACCUCCAUCCAGACCCUGAAGAAGUCCGUCAUCUAAGUUUACCGGUUAAACCCGGAGUGGGGAAUGGACCCUCCAGGACCGUGAUUGGACACACCCGAUUUACAAUAAUUCCUUAAAAAAAAAACACUUAAACAGUCACUAUAAACAAUUUAAACAGUCACUUUAAACAAUUUAACAAUUUGGAAACGGUAAAUCCGUGCCGGUUGGCAUAGCAACGCAGCUUGGACACGGUAAAUCCGUGCCGGUUGGCAUAGCAACGCAGCUUGGACACGGUAAAUCCGUGCCGGUUGGCAUAGCAACGCAGUGCGAAGGCGGGUCCUCUCUGUUACGCCGCGCGGGAAGUGAGGCGCGGAUCCGGGCUCCGUGUGAUGACGCAGCCGCUGCUCGGUUGCUAUGGCGCGGUUUAAACCGGGAGAAUUUUGUAACUGAAUUCCUCCCGGGAUAAACAAAACCGAGGUCUGUAGGGUGACUGUUUCUUACAAACCGCUGGGGACGGACUGUCUGCCAGCCUACAGGCACAUUGAACAACCCUUUUGGGGCUGAAUUAUCAUUAUUAUUAUUAUUAUUAUUAUUAUUAUUAUUAUUAUUAUUAUUAUUAUUAUUAUUAUUAUUAUUGUGUUGUGGUUGCAGCUGAAGCCGGGUGUUGGUUUUGAAAUAUAUUUGUUUACACGAUGUACACAUGCUCGUGUUUACUGCUGCACCCGGAGUAUCAUUACUGGGAAUUUGCCUGACAUUUUUGGACUACAAUUUGUGUGCGAUUAAACCGAAGAAGAGGCAAACGCGAAAGUGUUUGAGUGAGACUGGCGGAGCAAAACUAUCUGACAGGGACAGAGAUGGCCGGGUUUGUGCAAAGCGAGGACCUAAUGAGUGACGUGGAACCCCUCCCAGCCUCCCUGCCCCCCACCCCCUCCGCGUCUCUCCGCCCGAAGGGGCGGGACGCAGCGCUGGAGUCCCGCCGGCAAAACCUGACCCAGUCCUGGCCGUCCAGCCCUUACUCCUCCUUCGCUUCCUGCGGGGAAGUCACGGCCCGGCUGUACUCCUCGCUGCAGAAGAGCCGAGAGGCGGAAGCCCAGGCUCACCGCAGCGUGGACCGCCAGACCGCGGGAGAACACAACGGCCGACGCCGGUCUGUCCCAGGUGACGCUGCGCCUUUAGACGCGCCCCGCGAAACGUGCGCACGGACACGCCCCUCGCAGGUCUCGUCCAAUCGGGCGCUGUCGUUUGCCUCGCUAGCGGUUGCCCCCGGUGGGUGGGAGGAGAGAUCCAGCGGGACUCUGCCGUCUUCUGCUCCGGGUUCUGAUGCUGCUGCCUCUGGCUUCUGCAGCCAGCCCCAGCUGUGUGCUGGGAGGAGCGGCCAGCUCAUUGCCGGGGGCGACCUGGAGUUGCUGGCCGGGGAGAUGGAGCAGAAGCUGCAGGUUGGGGUGGAGACCAGCUCUGCCAUGGUUAAGAACGGGACCCGCUGCAUUUCGGACAUGGAGUCGGUGCGCUCCCACCUCCAGACGAUCCUGAAGGGGUCUGCAGACCCACCCCACAGGGGCUCCCUCGCUCCGGUUUCACUGCAGCAGCAGGAGGAGGGUGGUGAUGACGCCUCGUUUGAAAGCGACAGCACUGCCAGCCUGCUCAAUGCCAGACCCCUGCAGGAGGAGUCGUCGCCCCCCCUGUCGGUCAGCGGUCUGGAGGGCCUCUUCCCUCGGUACAGCCGGCUCCACGCGGACAGGACCGGCCUGCCCUCCUCCUCCUCCUCCUCGGGACAGAUCCUGAGGGACAGUGUGGAGAAGGAGAGGACGAGACGCAGGCACUGUGAGAAACAGAUACAAAAUCUUCACAACAAGACCCUGGAGCUCCAGCAGCAGCUGGCUCUCGCCGUGUCGGCUGACCGGAAAAAGGACAUCAUGAUCGAGCAGCUGGACAAGACUCUGGCCAAGGUGGUGGAAGGGUGGAAGAAGCACGAGGCAGAGAAGAAUGAUGCUGUAAAGAGACUGCAGGAGGAGAAGGAGGCUGCAGAGAGGGCCCAGGCUGAACAGCAGAAGGUGCUGGUUCAGUUUGAGGAGAGCCUGGCGCAGGCUGUGGAGGCCAUGGCACUGGAACAGAAGCAGGCAGCGCACCUGCAGAAGGAGAAGCUGCUUCUGGGGGAGGAGCUGGCCGGCUUGCAGAGGCAGGUGGAGGAGCACAGGCAGCGAGGCCGGGCCCUGCAGGAGGAGCUGGAGGAGGCUGGGAGAGCCAGGCUGCUGGCGGAGAGGCAGGGGGAGGCGCUGAGAGACACGCUGGGGGAGCAGAGGGACGCCUGGGCCAGGAGAGAGAGGGAGCUGGAGGAACGGCUGGCCCAGCAGGAGGCGGACUUCAGCAGGCAGCUCCAGACAGAGAAGGAGAGACGAGAGCGUGAGAGCCAGCGUGUCCAGGACUCCCAUCAGGUCCUGCUGUCUGUCCAAGCGGAGGUCCAGAGGCUGGAGACAGAGCUGGAGACUGCGCAGAGGGACAGGGACGCCCUGCGCAUGGAGAUGAGCCUGGCCGAGGCUCGGUUUGAGACUCACAGGUUGAAGAUGGAGUCUGAGUUGAAGAUCUCUCUGGAGCAGCAGUUGACUGACAGACUCGCUCCCCUCCAGCAGGAGCACGCAGAGCAAGCCUCCGCGCUGAGAGAACAGCACAGAAAGCAGAUCAUGGAGCUGAGUGCCCACCAGCAAAGCGAGCUGUCCAAUCAGCUGGCCCAAUUCAGGGCGGAGCUGCAGGAGAGAGAGGAGAGGCAUCGACGAAUCACAGAGGAGUAUGAAAUGAGGCUGGUCAAAAGCCAGGAGGAGAUUUCAGAGCUGCAGGCUGGGAAGAGGAAAGCAGAGUCCCAGAGAACAGACCUGGUCAAACGAUUGCAGAGCAUGAUGCAGUCUCACUGGAACGAGGCGCACAAAGUGUUAAUGACGCAGAACUCUCCGCAGACCGGCCGGCUGAAGCAGAUGGAGGACCACGGUGCAGACCAGCCCCUCUUCCUGUCCAAGAGCUCCGGCAGGCAGGAGCUGAGAGACCGGGGCUCCGAUAACUGCGAUUCAGGCUUCCCGGCAGCCCUGAGCUGCACCGCGUCCGAGCUGAAGGGGGCGCCGCAGGGCAGCCUGGGAGAGAGGCAGGAGGGGAGCGCAGGCAGGACAGGGCCCCAGGAUCAGCAGCCUGGCUGGGGUUCGAAGGAGCAGAGGAGAGGGAGGGAGCCUCCUGGGGAGGUGGGAGGAGCGCGCCUUCCGCUAGAAAACAAGUCCAGCUACCAAGCCUUGCGGGAGCCCCGGAGCUCCCAGAAUGCAUUUCCCCGCGCUGUCCCGCUCCAAGCAGUGAUCCAGCUCACCUCACAGAGACCCCCUUCCGAUUCCUCGGACCCCCAGCCUCCCCCAAGAGGCUUCUCUAUAAACCAGCGGAGCGGCGCUCAGCAGCCCCCGCCUCCUCACCAGCCGCCCCCCCCCCGCCGGAGCCCCCUCCUUCCUGCCCCCGCCCCAGGCCGACCUCAGCAGCUUCUUCCACAGCAGCUUCCUCAGCAGCCAGGGCUUCUCCCCAUUGGAGCCGCAGCUGGAUGAGACCGCACUGACCGCUCUGGGUUUCCAUCGGGACGAGCUGGCCGAGCAUCCUCUAGCGGAGGAGAGAGGAGAGGGGAGCGGGCAGCGCGGGCACAGCCUGGGCACCAGCCUGGACUCCAGCAGCAGCUGCAGCAAACACAGCGAGCUGCAAC